Messenger RNA from Prorocentrum cordatum, 1782 nucleotides. The record is from the annotation of a GenBank genome assembly. Lineage: Eukaryota; Dinophyceae; Prorocentrales; Prorocentraceae.
GCGGCCCACGGCCCGCGACGGCUGGCUGUGCCGGCUGAGCCGCGAUCGGCCCCGCUGCCGACGGCAUGCCGGUGGACAAGGGGACGCGCCGGCGGCGCGCGAAGCUGAGGAACGAGGAAGGCGCUCACGCCGCCGGGGCGCCCAGCGGAGCGACUGUCGCCGCCGGAGCCGCAGCAGCGACGGCGCUCGCUUCGCCCGCGCUUCCUGCGGCCGGGCCGGCUGAGCCAGCGCCGACCCCCCGAGCAGCUGGCGCCCUGCAGCAGCUCGGCCGAACACCAGAGCAGUCGGCGCCGCCGGCCCCGGCGCCAGGGGCCAUCUUCAGGUCCGAGAGGUUGUGUAUCGACCCCGUGCACGUCUAUAGCGUCACCACGAUAGACGGUUCAGCACUCGAGGUCGAAGGGUGGACGCUCCUCUCUGCCGGCUUCAAGUUCGAGGACGAAAUCCUACACAGUUCUGGCUCUACUGAUCUGCAGGUAAAGGCCGAGGAGGAGGAGGACGACGAGGGACAGACACUGCAGCCGCACAUCGCCCCCUCCUCAGAGGCGCCCGCUUGCUCAAAGGAUGCUUCUGCCAGCGGGCCCGGUGACCCGCCACAGCAGCACUUGCAGUUGCCGCCACAUUCACCAACGCAGCAGCAGGCUCUGUCUGUCGAGACGCUGUCGGUGGAGGCUGCGGAGGCUACGGCCGUCGAGGAGCCCGUCGUUGGCGAAGGCUGGCGUGUUGAUGCCACGUUAGGGCCCGAAAAGGAUGAAUCAGAAUCGGAUUCCACCCAGGCGGUCAGCAUCCACGACGGCAAGGCUUUGGUGGACCGCGGUGCGGGCGGUGCCAAGCAAAAGCGCAAUCGGAGGAAACAGAAGAAGCCCAAGGCGGUUGGUGGCGACAGGGGGGUUUCUUCUUUCUCGUUCGUGGAUUGGGCUGCGAUUUCCUUGGAGGCUGAAGGCCCGCAGGUGAUGUUUUUCAGUCUGUACGAUGGUGAUCUUGCCCUCUUCAACCCAUACAUGGCUCCACGCAGUCCGAGUUCAAGGCGUGCAAGUAGAUUGCGUCCACCUCCUCGCUUGGCUGGCCGCUGGGCUCCUGCCAGGGCUCCGUGAGCCCCCGCCGAGUUCAGCCACCGGCCAUGUUGGAAGGUCGGCGCUUCAUUUUCCUUCCGUCUUCUCUGUCUCGCCCCUUCUCUCUCUCUCUCUUGUCCGUCUUCCUUGUUGUUUCCACGACACAUCGCAAUGACUUACUUUAUGUGGGGCUUAAUCCUUUGAGUUCGACCACGCACCGUGGACAGUGUCUCCGCGGCUGCCUAGGUUUCAUGUUAGUGGACCUCGUCGUGUGAUCCUAUUGAUUUAGUCUGAUCUAUGACGAUGUUAAUUUUUCUGUACACCGCGUACGAUGGAAUCCAUCAUUCAGUAUGGUGGCUUCUGUAGUAAGAUGUUCCUCCUCCUCCUCCUCCUCCUCCUCCUCCUCUUCCUCGUGUGGCGCAGCAUCGUCCUGCUCGUCGUGUUGUGUCGACGGAAUGGACGCGGAAACCUGCAGUCCAGUUCCCCCGCUUCCCCGCCGAGGUAGGGCCCAGUCUGGCGCGAAAAGGCGAAUGGUGGCUCGACGUUCUUGGGGAUAUGGAUACGGUCGAGGCUGGUAAACAGUUUGUGUUUGUGGCCACGUGCGCCAACUCCACGCACAUCCACCUUGACACAGCAUGUCGGUGGGGUGCGUGGGCGCUCGCAGCUCCAGUCAGCAGGGCAGACUCCAGGCAGCGGGGCAACUCACACAUAUGAGCGAAUCGCUUCGGAAGAA